Molecule: messenger RNA, 760 nt
Organism: Marchantia polymorpha subsp. ruderalis
Lineage: Eukaryota; Viridiplantae; Streptophyta; Marchantiopsida; Marchantiales; Marchantiaceae
Source: the annotation of a GenBank genome assembly
UUUUGUUCACAUCAUUCUGUGUGAGAUUUUUCUCGGAUAGAGCUUCUUCUACUUGCUGUGACUGAGUACCUUAAGUCCGUGUCUGUCGCAAAUGAUGUUCAUUAAAGCUUCCAGUUACUCGUCUGCCUAAGGCGAUUAGUUUGGUUUGUGGGCAGUGCCUGACAGAGGCUUCAGCUCCUUUCACUUGGAUUGAUACCAGAAGAAGCUAUUGGGCAUACACAUUCGGGGCAUUCUCCAAUACAGUCAAUGUUCUGGUUCAAGGACUUGAAACGUAAGACUUAGUACCUUGGUUUAACUGAUGGGUCGUAUCAGCCAGAUGACUGAACAUUCGCUCCCGCCCUUGUAGCAAAUGGAAGGACGAGAUGAGAAUACUUCAGCGACAGCGACAUCAGAAGCGGUGUAUUCGAACUGGAUGGCUGGUUCCAGUAAAUUCACGAUAAUGUCAGGCAUGAUCAGAACUGGACGGACGGCGAGCCGAAGGUGCGGAGCGGUGUCGUGCAGUUUAGGGGCUGAAGUUAGAAAUGGCCAGGCUCAUCUCGAGGCACGCGUUUGUAAGUAUCUGAAAAAAAAGUAUUCCCAAUCAUGCUAAAUCGAACUGAGGUGAAGGCAGCUGUGGAACAAAAUUAACAGAGGGCUGAAAAUUGCCAAAGGAAACCGUGGGCUCUAAUGAGGAGCGUGUACAUGGUCAUGUGCCUUCAUUGCCCUUCCAAGACGACUAUUAACUUGAAAUUCAUAUCUUAGAUGGGUCGGUGAUAGAAGA